CAUGAGGUGUGCACAUUUAUUUCUGCCACCGCACCACAGCCAGCUGACUGCCAAGCACAACUAGGACCUGAAAAAAAGAAUCUAGGAGGUUCCACCAUCAAAAAUGACCUCGCAAGAAAGAGAACUCCGUUUUGUUACCUGGAACACUCGGGGUAUUAAGGACACAAGCAAAUUAUGCCAGAAGUAUUUACAGUGGUUGUGCACACUCAAAAAACUUGAAGCUGAUAUUGCCUUUAUACAAGAGACACAUAUUGGGCCAAAGGGUUACAAGAUGUUGGAGAUGGUUAAAAAGUCUGGCUGGAAAGUCUACUUCACCGUGUACAAACCUCGAAGCAAAGGAGUUGCAAUACUAAUAAGAAAUGAUGUACCAUUUGAGUACAUAUGCCAUGAUGAAGAUCACAGUGGAAGUUACAUUGUGCUCUUCUGCCAUCUAUAUGGUGAACUCUACACUCUUGUCAAUGUGUACAAUCAUAUAAAAGACAGAAAAGUCUUGUAUACAUUGAAAGAGUACUUACAGGAAACAGCUGAAGGGGUGCUGGUGGUUGGAGGGGACUUCAACAUAGUUUUGGAUUCAGACUUGGAUCGAAGAUCUUCUGCUGUGUGUACAGGGUCUUCAGCACUAAGAAUCAUUUUAGAGAACUUCAUUGCAUCUCUAAAUCUCAGAGAUGUUUGGGCACACUUACACUCCACAGACAGUGGCUUCACACGAAGUGAGAAAGACAGUUAUUCCAGGUUAGACAUGUUUUUCAUGCCAGGGAACACUGUGGGACGAGUGAGUAGUUGUGAGAUCUAUAAAACAACAAGCCACAGAGUUGACCAAAAGAAAAUCUCUGAUCAUGAACCUCUUGUCUUAACACUCAUAGUUCAGCAGCAGCCUGUAAAAAAAAUUCCAGAUGUCGCCUCAAUGGUGGUGGAAUUUGGAUACAAUGGAGAACCAGACAGGAGAUCAGGGAAAAUUAGUGGUGCAGAAAUACUGAGUGCUAUCAAGUCUUUGACUGAAUCUGGAGAACAAAGGCCAGAUAAUUUGACAGUGGAGCACUACAAAAAAUUUCGCUGUCCAAUGACAGAGGUCUUAAAGAUAAACUACAACCUGAUGAUAAAAAACAAAUGGAUACCUCCAAUCUUCAAAAAAUCUCAUCAAUCAAGAAAUGGACACAUCUUCAAUGUUGACUACUUGAUAUUCUCCUUAAUUUUGGCCCAGCGCCUUAAGGUGUUCAUUACCCCUUCCUUCAGGAAUCGGAAGAAAGCAAAGCGUGAUCUCAGUUUUAAGAUUACCUUUGCAAAUGUACCACAGAAAAUCAAGUGUUCCUUCCUAACGAGUAGCCUUGAGAAUCUUAAACCUAUACAUCCUGCCCCCCCACAAGACUUUAGCAUUCUGCAGAGUCUUCUUCGUGAAAGCAGGCGGUCUUCAGGUAAAUUCAGACGUUUGCGACAAAGUUGUCCUCUCACCAACCCCAUUCUCACUCUGGCACUUAACCAGCUGAAAGAUCAGAUUCUCAGACCUGACAGCACAGCCAGCAUUAGCCAUUAUAGACAUGUCCUGCUUAUAUGGACAGAAACAAACAGAAUUGGGACAGUUGUGAGGCUGGUGAAGCAAUUCAAGGAAGUUUCUGGGAUUAGACUAAAAAUGUCAUUGAACAAUGAUAUCUGUCCAUAAGACUCAGAUGCCUAUUUACAUUUAUAUUUAUUAUUUAUAAUAUACCUAUUUAAAUCUGUGCACAGAUUGGUGCAACUGUAGUAUAAUGUAAUGCAAUAAAUCUAUGCAAUAGUAGUACACUGUAAUGCCAUUACCCUUACUUGUGUAAAUAUUUGAAAACUGUAACAUCAUUCAG
Molecule: messenger RNA, 1832 nt
Organism: Colossoma macropomum (tambaqui)
Lineage: Eukaryota; Metazoa; Chordata; Actinopteri; Characiformes; Serrasalmidae
Exons: 2
Coding region: 104-1657 (517 amino acids)
Biological process (GO): base-excision repair
Cellular component (GO): nucleus
Molecular function (GO): DNA-(apurinic or apyrimidinic site) endonuclease activity; phosphoric diester hydrolase activity; double-stranded DNA 3'-5' DNA exonuclease activity
Source: RefSeq, a predicted model, not a curated record